AUGGUGGCAUUGCGGGUGUUGCUGGCGACCGUGACUGUCGUGGCAGCCCUGCUGCCACUGGCGCGCGCCCAGUGCGCGCCGACCCUCACCUUCUUCCCCACCGGCGCCGAGGACUUCAACGUGCCGGUGGCCUGGGGACGCACGCAGCAGCGCAAGGCCGGCAACCCAUACAGCGACCAGCUCUUCACCGUGCUGCUGUCUUCAAACAACAACCUGCCCGGCAGCUUCGCAGCGGGCGUGCCCACACUGCAGGUCCUGCCCCAGCACCCCCUCCUGGUGCUGGGCGCGACCCACAUCAACUCGUCGUGCCGCGGCCUCGCCUCCGCGCCCGCGCGGCGCCGCAGACUGCUGGUGUCCGUGGUCCCGCCGGCGCGCGUGACCACGGUGCCGCGCGUCUCCAUCAGCUACCUGCUGGUGCCCCAGAACGUCCCCGCGCCGCCCGGCCCCGACAGCAUCGACAAGUUUGUCGCCCGCUAUGGUGCGGAGAACGCGACCAUCAACCCCGACAUGGCGGAGGCCGAGGUCAACCGGCAGGUGUCCAAGCUCUCUGAGCUGGCGGUCAGCACGAACAGCACUGUGGCUGAUGCCGCGAAGAAGGCGCUGCAGGCGUACUCGCAGCAGAUCAAGGCGAAGGCCGAGGAAGACGCGGCGGUGAUCUCGGAGGAGGCGGCUUUCGUGGCCGGCGGGCCGCCAAAGGCGGUGUUCCCGCUGCGCAAGAGCAUCCACGUGGGGGAGUUUGCGAGCUUGACACCCACGCCGCGCGUCAAGCUCGAGAACCUGGACACCCUGCCAGACGGGUACUACUGCAUGCAGAUUGUGGUGACGGUCAUGCGGGGCACGGGCUACAUGGGGGAGCACAAGGUGCCGGUGCGGGACAUCUCCACGAUGAGGGAGGUGUGCUUCUACAAGCUCGACACGCCCCCCACCGCGCGCGUCAAGUUCCACACCUGCGGCCCCAAGUUCUCCAUGGAGCUGACCGACAUCCAGCCUGUGCCCGUUGAGGUGUUCCCUGGCACCAGAAAGAUGCUGUUCACACCCGUGUACCACAUCAGGGGCAUGCUGAACCGGACAGCGCAGUGGUGGGUGCCUAUCCCCGAGGGCCACAAGCAGCGGUUUGACUUCUGGGCCGUGGUGGGCAAGUCGCCCUCCAACACGACAGUCUACGACUUCACACCAGAGGACACCCUGGCAGAGGGCUUCUGGCUCUUGGAGGUUGAUGGGGGCCUUCUGAGCGAGUUCCCGUCGCUGCUGACGACGGAGGCCGUCCAGAAGUUUGGGAAGGCCGCGGACGACCUGGAUGAGAUGGGCGUGUGGAAGGACAUGCCGGUGGCGCUGCAGGGGCUGCCCAAAUACGCAAGCGGCAAGAUGAACCUCACGCGGAUGGUGGGCCUGCAAGCCAAGGAGACGGCGUUCAACUCGUUCAACGGGCCGGACGGCGUCCCGAUAAACGAGGACUUCCAAUUCAGCUGGGACAUCGAUGGAUUUGGCCACCAGUACUGCUACCUCGACGGGGAGCGCCGGCAGAACGACGGCGACUUCAUGUGCAAGUCGCCCAUAAACGCACAGGUCAACGACGACAAGACAAACCACACGUUGCUCAUCCUCAUGCAGGACGUGUGCGGCAAGCGGCUGCGGGUGCUGGCGAAGUACGGCCUCUGGGGGUACUCACUGGAGGAGGCCACCGGCCGCAGCAGCGGCAAGGCCGACGGGGAGAUCAACGCGGGCAUCCCCGAGGUCCUGCUCAACGCCAGCACGCCCGACGCGCGCCGCGUCCGCACCAACGCGGCGGGCGGGGGCCUGCGGGGCGGGGGGGCGGCGGCGGUGGCGGCUGUUGCGGCGGCGGCGGCGGCGGUGGCAUUGUGGUUGUAG
Molecule: messenger RNA, 1869 nt
Organism: Monoraphidium neglectum
Lineage: Eukaryota; Viridiplantae; Chlorophyta; Chlorophyceae; Sphaeropleales; Selenastraceae
Exons: 11
Coding region: 1-1869 (622 amino acids)
Source: RefSeq, a predicted model, not a curated record